Mercenaria mercenaria is the source of this 4359-nucleotide messenger RNA. Its product is annotated as protein kinase C-binding protein NELL1-like. Bases 1332 to 3809 code for a protein of 825 amino acids. The record is from RefSeq and is a predicted model, not a curated record. Gene Ontology annotation, biological process: anatomical structure development. NCBI's taxonomy places the organism in Eukaryota, Metazoa, Mollusca, Bivalvia, Venerida, Veneridae. Gene Ontology annotation, cellular component: extracellular region; cell surface. Gene Ontology annotation, molecular function: signaling receptor binding. The transcript is spliced from 14 exons.
UGUACCCGAAAUAGUCAGUGGCACAUGCACUACCCAACCAAACUCGCUUGUCUGGAUGGGUAACGAUGAUAUUGUACCGUUUAAUACACUUUGAUAGAAGUUUAUCAUCAAAUCGCAAAUCUUAAAUCGCUCAAGUAGCGAUUGUCGGACAGAUUUGUUUAACAAAAAUUGACAGUCAAAAUUUUGAAGAGGUGGCACGCUUGUAAAACGCAGAUAAAAAUCGCGGUGUUGGCAAUCUGUGGAUUAAAUCUAAUGAGUUAUUAAUUAAUGGUGAUGAUUAUGUAUUCAAAUGUUAAGACGUGCUAGUGAAAGCGAAAUUGUGUUAAUUGAUUUAUAUUAAGAAGUUAUCGUUUGAUAUGUAUAAACCAGCCAGGUCCUAAACCAGCCACGUUUUUAUAACGGAUUUUGAUUUAUGGGAUAUAUUUUCUUUUGGAUUUAUCAGACUUACUUAUUUUAAGUUAUUUAGAAAAAUGUGUCCUAUAUAAACCAGACUGGAUUUUUAAUUUUCAUGGGUGUUUAAUGAUAAAACACCUGAAGAAAUGUAUGGCAUUUUUUUUCUUCUUGCGCGAGAUGCAGACAGGCGCCUUCGGUUUAUUUUUGUAUGAAAUCCAAGAGCCUACAAAUGAGCGUUUUAAUUUUAGAUGGAGAGAUAGUGUAAAAUCUUCAACAUUAAAUCUUCCACUAGGUUACAUUUUUUUGCUAGUUGAUUUGUAUGAAAUAUAAACUUUCUUUUAUACGAUGUAAUAUACUAACAAGGGUACGAAAAUCAGUCACUUUUCCCUAUUAUUUGUUAACGUGAACAAAGCGCUAUAACGACCAUAAAUUUCGCAAAAAGGACAAUAAACCACACAAAGUUAAAAUGAAAAUGUAUUUUAUACUGCUGGUGUUUCAAUAAGGAGUGUAAUAUUACGUUUUAAUAUAUAUUUUAUUUUAUCCAUAUAUCUAGCAUUGGCAGUAAAUCGUGCUUCCGUGGAAUAAACGAUGGUCCGUUUAAGAGAAUAUUUUUGAUUUAUUAGGCCCUACCGUCAGUGUCAAAACAUUUGAAAAUAAUACUGUAUACUUUUUCUUCUUUAGGCAAAAAUUCUUAAGAAGCAUUUAGACUCUUCGUGAAAAAUAAGAAAUACUAUUUUUAAAUUAGAUCAAGUGGUUUAUUUAGCUUUUAUUACUGCACUAAAUGUCAUGGAAACCAGACGUUAUAUAUUUUUCUACACCUGACGUUCACGUGUUUCGUCUGCAUCUUGACUUGGACAUUUGUGUAAAAAAAAGGAAGUUAGACUAUGGUUAUAUCAAGUAAAGGAUUUGCGGGCUAUAUUUUCGAAUCGGGCUGAACAAUGCAACGUCAUGACGUUAAUUUGACGUCAAUCAUACUACGGACGUUUAUAAUUCUACAGCUACUGCCUAUUGUGUUCUCAUGUAUAUAUCUACUAAACGGAUGGACGCCCAUGUCAGUUGGGAACCGCACUGCACGUGCAGAUAUCGUGCUUUCAGCGCACGUGCUUAAGGCAUUCAAAGAGAAACAAUAUCGAACCGAGGCUAGGACUUACACCGCCACUGUAAAAUUGUUUGAAGUCUACAAAGGCAAAAAACUUUUGAGAAAUAUCCCUGUGAAUGAAAAUACACCAAAUAUAUAUAAUAUUUCUAAUUUCGGUGACAGAAAAAUGUGUUACGCUGACGUGACGGAUGGGAAAAAUUAUAUCCUAUUUUUAACCACCUACAAACAAAGAUUGUCUGCAAAAUAUGAUGAUAUUUUCGGAGCUGCAACAAAAUAUACAGAAAACAACGUGCAGGCUGUGUUAGACCAGACCGGUACAGAUGCCGCAGAUUGGUUGGAGUGGUCAUCAUGUUCCAAGUCUUGUGGAGGGGGUGACCAGGUGAGGAAAAGGAACUGUACACUAACCAGGUCCGACAACUGUGAUACGGCCACGAUGGACCGGAGAUCUUGCAAUAGUUUUGCUUGUCAAGAAGCGCACGAUUUGCUGUCAUAUCUUGGCGUGUACAAACUACCUCUUGGCGUUUAUCACGUGCAUGAUCGACCAGGAGCUUUCAACAUAACCAAAAGUGCUAAAUUAUACUCACCUUUGACAGAAAUAUAUCAAUACACACUACCUCAAGAUUUCUCCAUCAUGCUUUCAAUCAAAAUCAGUGAUACAUUUGAAGGGUAUUUCUUUACUCUUAGUGACUUGGCGGGCAAGCAAAGAGUAGCAUUUAAGCUUGCCAGGAAACACGAUCACAGUGUUAUACGUUUCGAGUACUAUGACGACAAAGACUUGGCCGGUGAAAAUGCACCAGAAUUCGAAAUGCAACUUAAAGAAAAUUUUUGGCAUCGAUUUGCAUUUGGAAUUACUGAAAAUUCAGUUGAACUCCAUACAGACUGUGAUAAAGUUAUUACCAAAUCAAUUCCGAAACAAGACCGUUCUCCAUUGAAUAGCAACCUGAUGAUGUCACUUGGGCCCUACUUUGCAAGAUAUGGUGAGAGCUUUGAGGGUGAAAUAGAACAACUUGUUAUGAGUGACGAUUCCAGUGCAGCCCAGCAACAAUGUUCUUCUAUUCUAGAUCAUACAGAAAGAGCAAUAAAAGAUGAAGGAAACAAUGAAAUUGAUGAUUUUGUGCACGGCGAAGACAACAACACGAUCUAUAAGUCACAUGGGCACACACAGGAGCCUGAAGUAACGACACAACAAACUACGACAGAACUUGAUCUUCGUGCCGAAUGGACUGAAUGGUCACCAUGCAGCCGGACCUGCGGUCGAGGAGUCCAGACUCGCACCCAGUACUGUGGUGAUAAUGUAAUCAGUACUUGUAUCCAAGCCGGUCUGGAUAGUGAACAAGCUCGUUGGUGCUAUAAACAGUCUUGUGAAGUCGCUUGUGAUCCUGUGUGUGAAAAUGGCGGGAAAUGCCUCAGUACUGGUUCCUGCUUCUGUCCACGCGGGUUUUCAGGUCCUACGUGUACUAUGGCAACAUGCAGUAUAGAAUGUUUAAACGGUGGUCGCUGUGUUUCUCCUGGUGUAUGUACAUGUCCUGUCGGGUAUACUGGCAGAUUUUGCCAAACGGCUAUAUGUGAACCAGAGUGUGGAAACGGAGGACAAUGUGUACAACCAGGUUUUUGUUCGUGUCCCUAUGGAUAUAUGCCACCAAACUGUGAUCCUGUUUGUGUUUUACCGUGUCGCAAUGGCGGGAAGUGUGUUGGACAUAAUAAAUGUAAAUGUAAGAAAGGGUACGUCGGCAGUGACUGUUCUAUACCUGUAUGUCGACGUGGCUGUUACAAUGGAGGGCGGUGUGUUUCUCCUAACACAUGCGCUUGUCCACGUGGUUUUUCUGGUGCCCGAUGCCAUCGCCCAGUCUGUUACCCGGCUUGUCAAAACAGAGGAAGAUGUCUGUAUCCCGGCGUCUGUCAGUGUAAAAGGGGAUUCAAUGGACCGCUUUGUGAAAAUCUGGUGUGCAGAAAACCGUGCCAAAAUGGAGGCAUAUGUGCCGGAAAUAAUAGAUGCACGUGCCCAGAUGGAUUUAGAGGAAGAUGGUGUCAUAAAGUUAGGAAAUAUCGCAGAUGUCCGACAUGUUUAAAUGGCGGGAAAUGUCGGAAACGAAGGUGUCGGUGUAGAAAGGGAUAUACCGGUUCAAGAUGUGAAAAGAGAGAAUGUUCAUACGAGACUUAUCUUAUGCCUUACAUACAGACAUACAGAAAGCCGGAAAGACAAGAGGUUGCCACGCUCUGCGGACCCUGGAAAUCCAAGAUGUGUAUAGAAACAAGGUUAGUUUAUGUUUUGGCGACACGCACUUUGUACAAGACGGCAUACAGAUGUAAGAGCUGAAGAAUUCAUCAAACAAAAAUCUUUGAUACUGAAGGACUUGAAAAUACAAAUGCACUGUCCGCUAAGAUUAUACUGAAAGUGUCACAACUAGAAAUAACAUCUUCCCAUGAAAAACUUUAUGCAAGUGUGACAGCAAUAGUGAUUUGAAAACAUCGUGAUAAAAAAAUUUAGAAACUCGCAAAAUGAACCAAAUAAUAGAAGUCAAAUUGAUUACGGGUACUUUCUUUUUUACCUCAGUAAAAUUGUUGAUUUUAUUUUUAUAUAAGUUUUUGGUUUAGUUGAUGUAAGAUAUACAUGCAUUGUCUUCAACCAGUUCAGUUUUUUAGUAGAUAAACUAAAUUCAUAUGCUAGUAUGCUGUUAUAAGGGUAAGGAAGAUUUGUCAGCCAAAGUGAAUGUUGUAACGUAAACAUUCUGAAGUCAUGAAAACGUUCUGAAAUCACGUAAAAGUUCUGAAAUCAAGUAAACGUUCUGAAAUCACGGAACGUUCUGGAAACGUUCUGAAGUCACGAAAACGUUUUGAAAUCACGUAAACGUUCUGAAAUCACGUAA